CAGGUGAUUGUAAAGUGCAGACCACUUGCCACGGAACAUAGUUGAAACAGAAAAUAGGAAGAUGGCAGCAAACCCUUCAGGACAAGGUUUUCAAAACAAAAAUAGAGUUGCAAUCUUGGCAGAACUGGACAAAGAAAAAAGAAAAUUACUAAUGCAGAACCAAUCUUCAACAAAUCAUCCUGGAGCUAGCAUUGCGCUCUCGAGACCCUCUCUUAACAAGGACUUCCGGGACCACGCUGAGCAGCAGCAUAUUGCAGCCCAGCAGAAGGCGGCUUUGCAGCAUGCACAUGCACAUUCAUCUGGAUACUUCAUAACUCAAGAUUCUGCAUUUGGGAAUCUUAUUCUUCCUGUUUUACCUCGCCUUGACCCAGAAUGAAGAAAAUAACAAAAGUAACUUUGUAAUAUCAAAUGCCAAAGCUACUAUCAGUCAGUGCUAUACAAACUGUGACUU
Molecule: messenger RNA, 451 nt
Organism: Lipotes vexillifer (Yangtze River dolphin)
Lineage: Eukaryota; Metazoa; Chordata; Mammalia; Artiodactyla; Lipotidae
Gene: INIP
Product: INTS3 and NABP interacting protein
Exons: 4
Coding region: 62-376 (104 amino acids)
Biological process (GO): DNA repair
Cellular component (GO): SOSS complex; nucleus; nucleoplasm
Source: RefSeq, a predicted model, not a curated record